GCCGACGGCUGUAGCCCCGAGGAACGGCCGCGCGGACUUGGAUGGUGCGGCGGGCGCGAGCCCUGGACCAGUUCUCAGAGGCACCUUGCGGCAGGCCUUGCGCCACUCCCAGCCUCAGUUUCCCCGGCUUCGGGAGGAAGCCCAGCAUGCGGGGCUGGAGCAGCCGCACAAGCCGCGCGCAGUGAUGACGUGGCGGAUAAGGCCCUGGAGCCCCGGCGCCGGCUGUCAGAACCGCGGCGUCCCUCUUCUGUAAACCGGAGCUACAGAUUCGGCUUUUCCUCUGUGACGGGCCCAGCCCUUAGUCCAGAUGACACUCAUGUCCAUGGCUUCCGUGAUGGCAGUGGCUGAACCCAAGUGGGUCUCAGCCUGGGGCCGCUUCCUGUGGCUGACGCUGCUGAGCAUGGCUCUGGGGUCGCUGCUGGCCCUGCUGCUGCCACUGGGAGCCGUGGAAGAGCAGUGUCUGGCCGUGCUCAGAGGUUUCCACCUGCUCAGGAGCAAACUGGAUAAGGCGCAUCAUGUGGUCACCAAGUGCACCAGCCCAUCCACAGAGCUCAGCGUCACCUCUGGGGACGUGAGGCUGCUGACAGUCAAGACUAAGACACCUCCAGCAGGGAAGCUGGAAGCCAAGGCCGCACUGAACCAAGCCCUGGAGAUGAAGCGUCAAGGCAAGAGGGAGAAGGCCCACAAGCUCUUCCUGCAUGCCCUCAAGAUGGACCCUGGCUUCGUAGACGCGCUUAAUGAGUUUGGCAUUUUCUCAGAAGAGGAAAAGGACAUCAUCCAGGCAGAUUACCUAUACACCAGGGCACUGACCAUUUCACCCUUCCAUGAGAAAGCGCUGGUCAACCGGGAUCGGACGCUGCCGCUUGUGGAGGAGAUCGACCAGAGGUAUUUUAGCAUCAUCGACAGCAAAGUGAAGAAGGUCAUGUCCAUCCCGAAGGGGAGCUCAGCACUUCGCAGGGUCAUGGAGGAGACCUACUACCACCACAUCUACCACACGGUGGCAAUCGAGGGCAACACCCUCACCCUCUCGGAGAUCAGGCACAUCCUGGAGACCCGCUAUGCUGUGCCAGGCAAGAGCCUGGAGGAGCAGAACGAGGUGAUUGGCAUGCACGCGGCCAUGAAGUACAUUAACACCACCCUGGUCUCCCGCAUCGGUUCAGUCACCAUUGACGACAUGCUAGAGAUCCAUAGGAGGGUGCUGGGGUAUGUGGAUCCAGUGGAGGCAGGGAGGUUUCGGAGGACCCAGGUCCUGGUGGGACACCACAUCCCACCCCAUCCCCGGGACGUAGAGAAGCAAAUGCAGGAGUUCACGCAGUGGCUCAAUUCAGAGGAUGCCAUGAAUCUGCACCCGGUGGAGUUCGCAGCCUUAGCCCAUUACAAACUGGUGUACAUCCACCCUUUCAUCGACGGCAACGGGAGGACCUCCCGCCUGCUGAUGAACCUGAUCCUCAUGCAGGCGGGGUACCCCCCCAUCACCAUCCGCAAGGAGCAGAGGUCCGAGUACUACCACGUGUUGGAGGUCGCCAAUGAGGGUGAUGUGCGGCCCUUCAUCCGCUUCAUUGCCAAAUGUACGGAGGUCACGCUGGACACACUGCUCCUCGCCACCACUGAGUACUCUGUGGCGCUGCCGGAAGCCCAGCCCAACCAUUCUGGGUUCAAGGAGACACUCCCUGUGAGGCCUUAACCUUGUCGCCAAGGGAAGCCAGGAGAUGGCCUCCAAAGAACACCUUUCUAGAAACGUAGCUCUCCCCAGUAGCAAAAGGAGACAUUCAAACAUUCUUUACCUCCAGAUGUUUUUUAGUUGAGAAAGGAAACUAAAUUAUUAAGCCUUGUCUUUGGGGUAAUUUAUACUUCAGCCAAGUUAUUUAUUUAUUUUUUGAGUGGGCUAACAGUGCUGAGUGGUGCUGUGAUCCCAGCACCCUGCAGAGGAGCCAUGCUCCCCUGAUGUCCUGAGCCUUCGUUGUAGACAGAAUUUGCACUAAGGUGGGGGCAGGGGGACCAGAUCUGUGGGACGAAGCCCAGGGCCACAAGGGCCCCUCAAAUGCCUUUGAGGUCCUGUGACUUCAGAGGGAAGGCUACAGUCCUGUGCCAAACUUGCCCUGCUCUGUGGCAGGCUUCCACUCCUGAGAGGCUGUGGUGGCAGCGUCCGCUGGCAGAGCGGCCCUCUGAAACAGGAAGCAGACGUUGCCAUCUCCAGCGGGAGACUGCAGAUUUCCAGAGACCCUCUGAGCCACUGACUUGCUAACCUGAGGGGCGGGGGAUAUUAUUUUCCUAUGCAGACUUUGGAGGAGAGCAGCCAGCUUGGCUUUUUCUUCCUCCUGUACUUCACUUGCACCAACUCAGACCAGAUGCUUUAGGCAGGGCUCUCCAAGCUUGUCAGCCUCACGCCAUAAAGCAGGCCUGCUUCCAGUUCCCAUUCAGGGCUCCUGCCUGAAGACCUAGAGAACAGACCUGAAGACCUGGAGGUGAGGCUCAGUGGUACAAUGCUCUCCUAGCAUGCACCACGUCCCAGGCACCACCCCAACAGUAAAAAAAAAAAAAAAAAGUAUCUAAGAUACGUACCUACCCCAAAUAAGCAUUUCUGAUAAAAGCCAUUAUAGGGUCUAACGUCCCCUUGGAAAGGUAGAGCCUCAGAGUGGCCUUGCUUUUCCAGUAACUUGUAACGUGACAGUAUCAUGCCCGAUACAGAUGCAUUUCAAAGUUGUCAUCCUAGAAAAAUAACCUUUUUCCAAUCACGUGGCUAAGUGCCAAUUUGCUGCUGCUGCUGCUAUGGAGUCAGAAUGGCUAAAGGUCAGUGGGUUUGCUCUGAGGGACAGCCCAGGAGCCGCACACAGUACUGCACUUUGUUUGGAUGAUGGUAAAUUCUUACCAGGGGUCAAACCUCCAGUUUACAAGAUACUCAAUGGCAGUUUCUGCUGGGCUGAGGAGUGAAAAGAUGUGUGCAUGUGGUGGUGCCACACACAGCUCUCCAGCCUGCAAUGUCACACUGCACACCACUGCAUGGUAGUGCAGCCCCAAGCCCCAAGCUUUUUCCAAAUACCUGUAGUGAGAACCUGCACUUUAGAUACACAUGAAAGAGAUUUUAACAAAUUACUGGUUCUAAUAAAGUAUUUUAUUACAUAAACAUUGAUUGUGUUGUCUUAUUCAAGGAGGGAGUUCUGAGUUGCCACUGUGUAUCCUGCUCUAAGAACAGAUCUUAGAGGAUGCUUGCCCUGAGCUAAAUUCACUAAGUUUUUGCCCAGAUUUAAAGUGAUUUUGGUGGCUGGAGAGAUGAGAGCACCGACUGCUCUUCCAGA
Molecule: messenger RNA, 3296 nt
Organism: Onychomys torridus (southern grasshopper mouse)
Lineage: Eukaryota; Metazoa; Chordata; Mammalia; Rodentia; Cricetidae
Gene: Ficd
Product: FIC domain protein adenylyltransferase
Exons: 3
Coding region: 308-1684 (458 amino acids)
Molecular function (GO): protein binding
Source: RefSeq, a predicted model, not a curated record